UCAGUGAGAACGAUGAAUGAAUCUUUCUUCUUGCUUAUUCCAACAAAGAGGUUCCGGUUUCACUGCUCUCUUGAAAAUCAGUAUACCAUCAGUACCGGAGCGGUAAUAAACGCGAGAGAGCAAUGAAUAUUACGAAUGAUGAUAAGACGGUAAUAAAUUCCGUCAUUAAUUUGCAAAUAUCGAACAACGAGUGUCGCAUCUGUUUCGAAAAAUGCAACCAAGUUUGGCAAAUAUUUCACCCUACCAACGAGGAGAUACCUAGGAAAAUAAUGGAAUUCGCUGCCGUACAGGUAGAAGAGGGCGAUGGUUUACCAACGACAAUUUGUCACAACUGUCGUGGACUGUUGGAUGUGUCGUACAGUUUUAAGCGACAAGUGGAGCAGUCCGAUGCAAAAUUUCGAAAGCUUCUGAUGUUAAAAGAAAUGAGCGAGGCUGAGGAUGAGGAUGAGAAUGAGAAGAUACUAACACUGUCGCAUUCUGUGAAUGCGGCAAUAGCAGAAGCAAUAGCCGACGAAAUAGCUCAAGAUCGAGGAGGAGAUGGAGAAAGAUGUGGAGGAGACAGAGGCGGAGAGAAUACAACAAGCAGGUGUGACGGGCUUGUAGAAACUUUGGGGGGGCAACCCGGGAGCCACGGCUUGGUGCAUGAUUUAGAAGAACAUCAUUACGUGUCGCACAACGAACCGAUUAUUUUUCAAAUUGAGCCGCCACCGAAUCACGAAUGCGUUCUCACAGAGUCGUUGACGGAUAUGCGAAACGCAGUUUGCGAGGAAAUCAGUGACAGGAGGAUAGAAAUGACCGACUGCGGUGCAGAAAACGGAUCAAUGAACGUUUUGAUCGAAAAAUACACUAGCGAGCUGGUAGAUUCUAAUCUGAACGGAGUCUCUUACAAAGCGGAAUCAAUGAUGAUAACGGAAUCGUCCGACGAAGACGAGUGUCAUUUUCAAGAAGCCAAGAGCCUCGAAGAAAACAACCCAAAUGAAAACUUGGAGGAGAAAAGUAUGAUGCACGAUACGAAUCUCACGGAGCCGGUUUGCAAAGAACGAUUCGAAAGUAAGGACAAAGGGAAACCUCCAGGUUCGAAAACUCAAAGGUUCAAAUGCCCCAAUUGCAUCAAAACAUUCGGCACAAAAACUUCUCUUGACAGACACACUGAAAUACACAAUAAGAAAAUGCAUCAUCGUUAUGCAUGCACAAUGUGCGAUAAAGAAUUUGAAAACGUUGCCAAAUUGGAGAACCACUUGGUAACGAAUCAUGAAAAUCGUCACUGUCGCAGUCGCCACGGUUGCGUUGAGAAGAUUCGUGAGUACAACGCCGGACAGGAAAUGAUGGAGAAGGAGAACGACGACGACGAUGAUAAUGACGAUGAGAAGGCAAGAACGGAGAAACGAAUCGGUACACCGGAUGCCAAAAAAAGCACAAAGUUUGGCUGCAACAUUUGUGGUAAACAAUUCACUUAUCAAAAGUCCUUCCUAACACACGCGAAAACCCAUCCGGGCUACGAACCGGAAACAAUAUUUGAGAAAGAUGAGAAUCACGUUUGGGAAGACUCGAACGAGCGUGGCCGGGAAUCCGAGGACGACGAUUUACCCCUGGAGGGCUUGCAGUGCACGCAGUGUGGCAAAUUAUUUGCAACUAAAAGAAAUCUCAAGCGACACAUAUCGACUCACAGCGGCUUAAAGUUCCAUUGUUCUGCAUGUAACAAGGAAUUCUCAAGGAUAGACAAACUCAAAGAGCACGAACAAUCCAAACACAAGGAAGAAUUUUUUGCCUCUUCUGAUUCGGAUUCCGACAAUGAUAUUACCGACAACGAGAACAAACACGAUGAUGGAAGUGAAAAUAGUAGAAACAAAAAGGAGAAACACAAUCGACCUCAUCGAUGCCCGAUGUGCCCAAAGGCUUUUGCUCAAGAACAAUCGUUGAGGAACCACAUGGAGCGCCAUGAGCGAGUAAAAGACACGCAAAAGCGUUUUUUGUGCGAGGUGUGCAGCAAAUGUUUCGCCCAGAGUGGUUCAUUGGUGGCUCACAUGCGAACACAUACAGGAAUAAAGCCCUACGUGUGCAAUGUGUGUAGCAGAGCAUUCACCAAGAGCACAUAUCUUCAACUGCACUUGAGAACUCACAGCGGUGAAAAGCCUUACAUAUGUCAAUACUGCAGCCGGGCUUUUGCCCGAGCAAAUACAUUGGCGAGACACAUAACGAUGCACACCGGAGAGGCAAAAUAUCAUUGUCAAAUUUGUAUGAAAUCUUUUCGCCGUUUAACAUCCUUGAACGAACAUACUUACACUCAUACAGGACAAAGACCUUACGCCUGUAAAAUUUGCACUAAGAGAUACAACAACGCCGGUUCUCUCUAUGCUCACACCAAAAAAUGCAAAGCCCAACAGCAGUCUUCGGGGACGACAAACUUGGUCCUUCCGCUUGGCGAAGAACAUCAUCAGAACGAUGCUCAAUCGGAGACAAUGAUUUAUUCACAAAGAAAAUCAUCGGAACCUCUGUCCGUUGAACAAAUCCAACCAACUCCCCAAUUCAUUAUCUCCAACGUACAUAACCCUUCCCUCAAAACUCUCCCCAAUAAUAUUAUGCCUCAGUUUGCUGUCCAAGACCCUAAUUUUUGUAAUCUCAACAAUUCCAAGUCUUUCAAAAAUACCUCUUAUUACACCAUCUAUCCGAACAUAUAAUGCAGAAAAUAUCCAAUAUUUGACAAUUAUUCUCAAGAAUGAGGGAUAAAAUAUUUUUUUUUACCCGAAUUUCGACCACUAGGAGGUCGAUAUCUGACCUGACGCACUACCACCAGGAGGACCAAGUUAUAUCGGUGGUAAUUUUCGAAAAUUUUUCGACUGUCGCUAGCUCUAAUGAUCAAAGAAUCAUUAGUGUGGCUUGUAAACUAACUCGAGUGUCGGAAACGUCAAAAUUAUAGAGAAGGUUAGAAAAAAGGCUGUGUCUAGUCGUCCGCGGAAACCACCGUACCAAUAAUGAUGUAUUUCCGAGUGCAAAGGGAAGUGAAUAUUCAUAGAAAUUGUUAUAACUAUAGCGGGAAAGAAAUAUGAAUUAAAUAAAUUCGUCAAAAAAAGUGUCACAUGACGAAAGUACUCACGAUAAAAAUUCUCAGCAAUAUAUAAUUUGGACGAGUAGCCUAAUGUUGAAUGUACGGCGACCGGACGAUUAGACAGUGCGUAUAGAAUAAGAAAAUCGUUUUCGCGGCAAUUUUCCUCGCAUAAGAAUGUUAAAUACCAAACACCUGUUGAAGUUGGUAUUGGAAUUGAGAAACAAAAAUCUGCCGCUGAACACACCGCGAGCUUGAAAAUUAAUCGGGUAUUUUUGUAAAGCGUUCCUACCCACAUACGUUUCAAGUUUGACUGAUGAAAAUUUUGCGAAAAUUUUUUCGAGAGGCAACGAGAAACUUCCGGGGAAAUACCUGAUGAUUUUCAUAUGCUCGGAAUAUAACUGAAAAUUGAUUUUUUUUACUGUGAAUCCACAUUUCAAUUUUUUUUUCGUUGACACCCAAAAAUGUGGCAAACGAUUUUUUAUGUUUUUCGAAAUAGUAUUCCAAUCGAUUUUCACUUUGAUUCACUUCUCCACUCGUUUUUGUUACACACUUUUUGAUUUACGAUACGUUUGGUAAAAAUUCAAGGGAAAUAUUUGAUCGCAAAGAUCGAGCUGUUGACUGCUCCCUUUGAUAGUUUUAUAAAAAUGAAACGAACUAACAAUAAUGAAUACUUUUGACGAAUCUUCCAUCGGAGACGCGGUGUGAAUUUUGAAUAUAUUGAGAAGUGAAAGGUGAAUUUUUUCUCGCAAAGCGCUUUUAAUAUAUGUGAGAAAAAAAUUGUUGUGAACAUAUAGUGUCAUGACGAUAUGUCAAACAGCAGGGGGGAAAAACUGCGGUGGGAAAUCAGUUUAUGAUAUUUAGGACUGAUAAUAUGUGGGUAACAUUUUUAUGCAGAAAAUUUAUAUCACUAAGAUUUUUUAAAUAAAAAUGUUAUUUUGUA
Molecule: messenger RNA, 3986 nt
Organism: Venturia canescens
Lineage: Eukaryota; Metazoa; Arthropoda; Insecta; Hymenoptera; Ichneumonidae
Product: zinc finger protein 12-like
Exons: 3
Coding region: 123-2678 (851 amino acids)
Biological process (GO): regulation of transcription by RNA polymerase II
Cellular component (GO): nucleus
Molecular function (GO): zinc ion binding; DNA-binding transcription factor activity, RNA polymerase II-specific
Source: RefSeq, a predicted model, not a curated record